Molecule: messenger RNA, 1380 nt
Organism: Monopterus albus (swamp eel)
Lineage: Eukaryota; Metazoa; Chordata; Actinopteri; Synbranchiformes; Synbranchidae
Product: relaxin-3 receptor 1-like
Exons: 1
Coding region: 111-1208 (365 amino acids)
Biological process (GO): calcium-mediated signaling; G protein-coupled receptor signaling pathway; positive regulation of cytosolic calcium ion concentration
Cellular component (GO): external side of plasma membrane; membrane
Molecular function (GO): C-C chemokine receptor activity; C-C chemokine binding
Source: RefSeq, a predicted model, not a curated record
UCGCAGGGGUAAAAAGAGCUGGUGCAGCUUCAGAAGGUUCGUUUGUGCGGUAUUUUCUAACCAGGGCGCAGUAGAAUGCUUGGUUUGAGUCCAAGUCCGUAACUUUGGUUAUGGAUGAAAUAUUUAACUACAGUGGAGCACUGAACAGAAGUUCGCCUGGCGAAGGGAAAUUCAGUUUCGAAGACAUUGAUAUGAGCGCGGAUGGCACCCCCAUCCUGAGGAUACUCAUCUCAGUGGUGUACUCUGUAGUUUGCGCAGUGGGUUUGGUGGGGAACCUGCUCGUCUUCUUCCUCAUGAGGUUACGACAAGGUCGGAAGAGGUCCAGUGUCAACGUUUUCAUCAUCAACCUGGCAGUGACGGACUUUCAGUUCGUGCUGACUCUGCCCUUCUGGGCCGUGGAUACUGCGUUAGACUUCAGCUGGCCGUUUGGAAACGCCAUGUGCAAAAUCAUCCUGUCGAUCACCGUGAUGAACAUGUACGCGAGCGUGUUUUUUCUCACUGCCAUGAGUGUGACCCGCUACCUGUCUGUCGCCUCGGCCCUUAAGAAAAAAGGUCACAGGAGGUCAAGGUGUGUAAAGUGGGUGUGCACAGUGCUGUGGGUGGCGGCAACGCUGGCCACUGCUCCGACGGCUAUCUUCUCCACUGUGACUGUGGUUGCCGGAGAACAACUAUGCCUCCUCAAGUUUCCUGAAGGCUACGAUUGGCUCGCCCUUUAUCACAUGCAGAAAAUAGUGAUCGCUUUUAUCAUCCCUAUGCUCAUGGUGUCUGUUAACUAUCUCAUGCUCCUGCGCUUCGUAAGACGGAGGAGCAUGGACAGCAGCAACCCUAACCGGAGAUCUAGAGUCACCAGAUCUAUCGCUAUAGUGGUCUUAUCUUUCUUUUGCUGCUGGAUGCCAAAUCACGCAAUCACCUUCUGGGGUGUCUUGGUCAAGUUUAACGUAGUCAACUGGGAUAAAGCAUAUUACAUGGUGCACACGUAUGUGUUCCCGGUCACAGUGUGCUUGGCACACGUAAACAGCUGUUUGAAUCCGGUACUUUACUGCCUGAUGAGACCAGAGAUCAGGAAGAUGCUCAGCGGUUUGUUUUGGAGAGUCUCUCCUGCUUCCUUCAGCAAGAGCUGCACCACGCGCUCUUUUACGCAGGGAGAAACCCAGGGGAGUCGUCCCUCUGGACACUGGAGAGAACAAACUGUUCAUCACAGCCCGUAAAGGCUUAGCAAGCUCCAAUAUGAUCUCACACAUGGAUAACUUCAGCCUGCUGAAAACAGAUCAAAGUUGCUACUUUUAUGCUUUGUUGUAUGUGUGUGUGUGUGUGUGUGCGUGUGUAAUGCCUUCGCUUUAUUUUUUGGCUGUUAAACAUUCAGUGUUCAAGAUCAGAAAA